UCAACACUUUCAGUUCAGAAGACAACUGAAGAAAACGCCGACAUGAGUCUCUCUGGAAAGGACAAGACCGUGGUGAAGAACUUCUGGGCCAAAGUGGCCCCGAAGUCAGCUGAGAUUGGAGGAGAGGCUCUGGGGAGGAUGCUGACUGCUUAUCCCCAGACCAAGACCUACUUUGCUCACUGGUCCGAUCUGAGUCCAAGCUCUGCGCAGGUGAAAAAGCAUGGUGCCACCAUCAUGGCGGCCAUUGGAGACGCUGUGUCAAAGAUUGACGACCUUACUGGAAGUCUGUCUGCCCUCAGCGAGCUCCACGCUUUCAAGCUCAGAGUGGACCCUGCCAACUUCAGGAUCCUUGCUCACAACCUCAUCUUGUGCAUGGGCAUGUUCUUCCCCGCAGACUUCACUCCCGAAGUCCACCUCUCCGUUGACAAGUUCCUCCAGAACUUGGCUCUCGCUCUGUCCGAGAAAUACCGCUAAAAUCCGGCAACUCCGGAGCCCCUGAAGCCUGUCAUCUACAGUAAUGUCAAUAAAACCUCUUAAAAUGGCAGGGCUCCGUUAAUAAAUAUAAUAAACACUG
Messenger RNA from Haplochromis burtoni (Burton's mouthbrooder), 574 nucleotides. Its product is annotated as hemoglobin subunit alpha-A-like. Lineage: Eukaryota; Metazoa; Chordata; Actinopteri; Cichliformes; Cichlidae. The transcript is spliced from 3 exons. Gene Ontology annotation, cellular component: hemoglobin complex; blood microparticle; haptoglobin-hemoglobin complex. Gene Ontology annotation, molecular function: haptoglobin binding; peroxidase activity; heme binding. The record is from RefSeq and is a predicted model, not a curated record. Gene Ontology annotation, biological process: oxygen transport; hydrogen peroxide catabolic process. The coding region runs from base 43 to 474 and encodes 143 amino acids.